AUGGAAGAUCUAGUCAAUCUGGAUUGGACCUCCUCAUCCCCAUCGCCAUCGCCUUCCAAAUCCCAAUCGCGCUCCACUUCCAACACCGCUCCUGCUAGCACACGCACACCAUCCAACUACAAUUUCGACGCUCUUACGAGAUCUCUACCUGUUCAUACGCCUCCGCGGCAGUCGCAAGCAGGAGCAGGAGCAGGAGCAGGAGCAGGAGCAAAGGUAUCCAAUCACCCAACCACUCUCAACACCAACACCAACGGCUCGACCUCGACCUCGACCUCGACCUCGACCUCUGCGCGCACGCACACGCACACGCACGAUGCAUUCUCGAGUCUAUUUCCUACGUCCAGCCUCACCUCCAGUUCAAACUCGGAUGCCGCACCCGCGCUCGCACAAGGCCAAAUGUGGAGCAGCAGCGGCGGCGGAGGUGCAGGAGGUGGAGGAGGUGCAGGAAGAAAUACAAAUGCGCCUCUGAGUAUGAUUCGACAACAACAGCAACAACGAGAGAGGGAGCGUGGCGGUGGCGGUGGCGCUGUUGCUGUUGCUGUUGCUGGUGGUGGAUGGGGAAAUGAAGAGGAUUGGGAAUUGUUUGGAAGUGCGAGCGGCGGGACGCGUCAGGCGGGCUCGAUGAGACAAAGGUGCGUUCCUUCUUUGCCUCCCUUGCUUGCAAUGUGGGCGUCGCCCCUCGCACCCUCGCGUGCAAGUUGGCGUUUCGGUGGAACAAGUCUUGAGAGGGAACGUCUUGGCGCAGAAGGUCAAAUGCCGUCUGGAGUCGAUGGAUGGGAUUGGCAGACGCUGGACCGCCCUGCCCCCGCCCCCGCCCCCGCCUUUCCUUUUGAUUCUCCGUGCCAUACAUCACGCAGGCUCACACCAAACGCAUACAUUCCGCUCCCUCUCUUCACCUCAUUCCACUCCAGCAGCAAAUCAUCCGACGAUCCUUUCGGCCUCGACUUUUCCGCCCCCGCUCUCGCUCCCGCUCCAAACGUGCGCAAUGCAAGCCAAGCCUCCUCCUCCUCUUCCCGUCCUCCACAAGCACACGCACAGGCAUCCGCACGCGCACGCGCAUCCGCAACCGCAUCCUCCACUCUCGACGCCAAUCCACCCGCUGCUGCAUCAUCCACACGUCCCACCACUUUGCAACGACAGCAAGUCGAGGGCAGCAAGAAGGAAAGAGAAGCGCCGAGCAGGGGAACAUUGGCUGUGAUGGACAUGUUUGAUUUUUCAGAGUUUGAAGAUGGAUCGGGGGCGCAGAGCAGCGCGUUGGGCGGCGAUGGCGAUGGCGAUGGCGCGGGCGCGGGCGCGGGCGGGCGUGGCGUCGAGCUGCAAAGUGGGCAGGAUGAGAAGGGUAGCGGCAAGAGCAAGGGAACAUUUUGGAUGGAUGGCGAUGGUGCUGGUGCGAAUGCGGAUGCGGGUGCGGGUGCGGAUGCGGAUGCGUUGGAAGACUUUUUGAGCGCAAAGCAAGAGCGCGGAGCGAAGCGCACCAGCGACGGGCUUGGAGCACGAGCACGAGGAGCACGUGGGCACGAGCACGAGCACGAGCACGAGAAGGACAGCGCAAAUGCACGUGCCGUCUCCCCGCCACCUCAUCUGGUAGGACAGAUCGUAGAGAUGGGCUUUUCACCCGCAGAUGCUCGUAGAGCUUUGAAGAGCACGCAGACGGGCUUGGAUGUGCAGAUUGCGCUGGAAAGCCUGUUGGCUGGUAGUGUCGCUGCUGGUGCUGCUGCUGCUGCUAGUGCUCGCGAUGGAAGUGCUGCUCUUGCGCGACAGACGCACGAGGAAUGGAACGAUGAUGCGGCUUUCGAUGGAGAGGCGCGACGAGCUGCUUUGCAACGGGCAAAGUGGGGCGCAAGCGGGGAUGCGAGCGUGCGGUCGAGGCACGCUGCUGGAGCAAGUGCAAGUGCGCAUCGACGCGUUCGAGCAGCAGCAGGAGCUGCGGUGCAGCAGCAGCAGCAGGAAGAAGAAAGCAAGGAUUGGAACAAGCAGACGGAAGCUAUUUAUGCGCAGGCUAGCGAGUUGGGAGCUGGGUUUUUAAAGAGCGCAAACAGCUUUUGGACGAGCGCUAAAGAGGCUGCUCAGAAGGCUUAUGAGGAACAGAAAGCUAGGAGCAAUACGGCUUCCCCCAUGCCCGUAUCCGGUUCGGUGGCGCUGGAUCGACGAGCCAAUACGAGCGCGGAUGCGCAUGCCGGUGCCGGUGCGGGUGCGGGUAGAAGAUUUGAAAGAGAAGAGACGAGCAAGUUUAGCGAAAAAGCCUGGAAUCGACGUUGGGGAGGUAGAAAGGAAGCACAGAUGGAUCUGAGCGGAAAACCUAGAUGGAUGGUGGAAGCCGAGGCUAUGCAGAGAGCUGAAGAGCAAGCAGCUACGUCGCCCGUCACGCCGGACGUUGCUGCGUCGAAGGAUGCACCGACAAGCUCUUUCAAGGAUUCGGAUGGGGAGGAGCACGACGGAGCUGAUGGCGCGUCCAAUGUGCCGACCAAGAAAUCGACGCGACAAGCCGCACCACAGAAGACGACGACGACGACGACGACGACGACGACUAUGACGACAGAAGUGGCGGGCGAUGUGGACCUUUGGGAUUUACCUGCGCAACAGGCGCCUCAACAACAACUGCCCGCUGCGCGAGCGCCUAGCGCAAGCCAGCCGCGCGCACCUUAUAUUUCUCCAGCUCGUCGAGCUGUACGACCUUUGACGAGCAAGACGCGUUCCGCUCCUGCCGUUGGCGCCGACGCCGACGUUGCGUCUGGCACGCUGCGAAAGACGCGUAGAGCAGUGCAAGAGGAGGAGCAGAGCCGCGUGUCUGCUUCGGAAGCGUGCAGGGUGCGGGGUAAUGAGGCGUAUAGAAGGGGAAAUUAUGCAGAGGCGGAGGAGAUGUAUAGCAAGGCUUUGCGAGAGCUUGCACCGGCUAGUUUGAGGAGCGUGGGAUUGAGGAAUAAUAGGGCAUUGGUCAGGAGUAGGAAUGGGGAUGCGAUGGGAUGCGUGGAGGAUGCGUCAAUGGUUGUGCGGAUCGUUUUGGAGAGAUCGCUGGUGGGGCAAGAGGAGGAGCAGGAGCAGGAGCAAGAGGGAGAGAUUUAUAGACCUUCGAUGGAAGAAGCUUUGCCUGAUCCAUUGGCGAGACAGAUCAACCUGAGGGAAGCCUAUGCCAAAGCGGUCCUUCGAAGAGCUCAAGCUUACGAAACGAUGGAGAAGUGGAGAGAGGCGCUAAAGGAUUGGGAAAAGCUGGGAUUGUACGAGAGGCUGGAGGGCAGCGGAAAGGGGGGAGCUGGGAAUGUUAGGAGUGCUGAACAGGGCAAGAAGAGGUGCGAGAAGAUGUUGAGCGGAUCUGGUGCCGCUGUUGCUGCUGGUGCUUUGUCGUCAAGGGCAAGUGGUGCAGGAAAGAGCAAAGCGUCGGUAGCCGCAAGGCCCGGUCCCACGCCUUCUGCGCGCAGAGCACAGACGGAAGCUGUCGAUUUGGCAGCUCAACGAGCAGCGCUGGCCUCGGCCGAACGCGCCUCCAAAGCAGCGGCUGAAGAGAGCGCCAGAGACUUGGCCAAGGAUUCGGUGGAUGGCAAGAUUUCGAGUUGGAAGACGGGCAAGGAGAAUAAUGUUAGAGCAUUGUUGGCUAGCGUGGAGCUGGUGCUUUGGAAGGAAUUGGAAUGGAAGAAAUUGGGCAUGCAUGAGCUCGUCACGGAUGCGCAAGUCAAGAAGGCUUACACCAAGGCCAUGAUCAAAUUGCACCCUGACAAGGUGAGCAGAGCGAAUCGGAGAAGCCGUGCAGAAAUGCAUCAAACGAUUUGGUGCACAAUGUGCUCUGCGAACGCUGACUGACUCCACCUCAACAAUUGCCUCACUCUGCCCUUUUGGCUCAGCUUACACCGCGCAACACUACCGUCGAGCAACGCAUGAUUGGUACGGCCGUCUUUGCGGCCAUCAAUGACGCUUGGGUAGUCAGUCAGUCAAAGAAAUGA
Molecule: messenger RNA, 3935 nt
Organism: Ceraceosorus bombacis
Lineage: Eukaryota; Fungi; Basidiomycota; Exobasidiomycetes; Ceraceosorales; Ceraceosoraceae
Source: the annotation of a GenBank genome assembly